AGAGACAGGGGCGGCAAGUGAGCGACCCCACAGACACCAGCAAACACAGAUAGCCACAGAUAGCAGAGCAUUCUCCAAACCACCUCCACCCGAUUGGAGCAACAGUUCCCAGAGACACUUUGAGGGGACCGAGAAGAGGACUAUCACCCACCAUCGCUCAGUGACUCAUUUCAUUGAAGGUGAAUCUGGACUAGUCUUCACACGCAGGACAGCCAUCAUGAGCGAGUUUGGCUACCGCCGGGAGCUCAGCAAGUAUGAGGACAUGGACGAGGACGAGCUGCUGGCCAUGCUCAGCCCCGAGGAGCUCGAGGAGCUGGAGAAGGAGCUGGCCGACAUCGACCCCGACGCCAACGUGCCCGUCGGGCUCAGGCAGAGGGACCAGACGGAGAAGACGCCCACCGGCACCUUCAGCCGCGAGGCGCUCAUGAAGUAUUGGGAGAGGGAGACCCAGAAGCUGCUGGAGGAGGAGAUGAUCGGCUCUAGCCCUUCACAGGAGUUUCAGGCACAUGAAGAUGCGAAAAGUGAUGAUGAGGAGGAGUGUGUGACAGAGAGUGACACCUCUGAAGAUGAGAAGGACAAACAUGAGGCAGAUGAGAAAGACAAAGAUAAGGAUGAUGUCAAAGAGAAAGAGGAAGAAGAAGAGGAAGAGAGUGAGUCUGAGGAAGAGAGCGAGUCUGAGGAGGCAGUGACUGAGGAUGAGGAGGAAGAGGAGGAGGAUGAACAGGAGAAACCAGAAACUAAACAGGAGGUUGUUAAACAAAACUAUCUGGAGGUACCAAAGCAAAGCUUCCACCAAAACCAAGAUUUCCCCUUACGAAGAAGCCCGCGUCCUCCAGUAGAAGAACCACUUAGAGCGGCUACUCCAAAUCAGUCUUCCAACAGUGAGAACCCAACAGUAGUGGACGACGUCCUGGAGAAGAUCCUGGCCAAUGACCCGGACACCACUGAGGUCAACCUCAACAACAUUGAGGACAUCUCGAAGGAGAAUCUUGUUCGCUUUGCCGAAGCGUUGCGUUCAAACACCCACGUCACCAACGUCAGCCUGGCCAACACUCACGCCGACGACCAUGUGGCCUUUGCCAUCGGCAAGAUGCUGAGGGAGAACAGCUCCAUCAUCCGCCUCAACAUCGAGUCCAAUUACAUCACUGGCAAAGGUGUGCUCGCAAUGGUGCAGGCCCUGACGAAAAACAAAACCAUGACAGAGCUCCGAUUCCACAACCAGCGGCACAUCUGCGGCGGCCAGGUGGAGAUGGAGAUGGUGAAGCUGUUGAGGGAGAACACGACCUUGCUGAAGCUGGGCUACCAGUUUGACCUGCCGGGCCCAAGGAUGAGCAUGACGGGCAUCCUCACCCGCAACCAGGACUACCAGAGGCAGAGGCGACUGCAGGAACAGCGGCAGCAAGGCGGGGCUAAUGCAGGGGCAUCGGCGGUCAACCCUCGCACGACUGCCCUGCAGAAGAACACCCCGACACCGUCGCCUUACGGAUCGCCCCGAAGCUCUCCGUGGUCUUCCCCUAAGUUGCCACGCAAUGAGUCGGCCGCCAAGAACGCUCCACCUGCGCCUCCUCCACCUCCUCCUCCUCCACCACCACCUCCUCCACCCUCCAUGCCAGUGGUGGAGAAGAAGAAAGCUCCAACCAGGAUGAUCGCAGAGGUCAUCAAACGGCACGAGGAGUGCAGUAACAACCAGGAGCAGGCCCCUUUAAAAUCGAAAUCUAAAACCAAGAGUAAAAAGGGCAAGAAAACCGCGAACAAAGUGAAGACGCCCAACAUUCUCAAGGAACUGAAAAACGCCCUGAGGCCUAUAGACAGAAGGGCUGAAGAGCUGCCCAGGCCCUCCACUCCCCAGAGGUCAAGCCAUGACGAACUAAUGGCAGCCAUUCGUGGAAGCAGCGUAAAAUCCCUCAGAAAGGUGGAGAUACCGCAUCACCUUCGAUAAUCCGUUUCAGAGUCUCUGGGAGUGCAGCAGGAUGCAUUGAAGAUAGAAAAAUCGUUUAAUGCGGAGUUUACUUCUAAAGGGGGAGAACCUGGAUAUUUGCACUGUAUGUGUAAUACUUGGAAUACUAAAACCUGUUUUUUUCUAUGCCAUUGGGACUGAAUUAUAUUUAUACUGUAUAUGACAGUCUUUUACUGCCUUUGAAGGUUUUAAGAUUUUUGAAGAUUGAAAAAAAAAAUAUUUCACUUGUGUACAAAUGUAAAUACUUACUAAAUGUGAGAAAAUAAAAUGUGCAGUGUGCACACUGUAUUAUUCAACCAAAA
This is a messenger RNA of Alosa sapidissima (American shad), 2259 nucleotides long. It is a transcript of the gene lmod2b, whose product is annotated as leiomodin 2 (cardiac) b. NCBI's taxonomy places the organism in Eukaryota, Metazoa, Chordata, Actinopteri, Clupeiformes, Clupeidae. The record is from RefSeq and is a predicted model, not a curated record. Gene Ontology annotation, molecular function: actin binding; tropomyosin binding. The transcript has 3 exons. Gene Ontology annotation, biological process: pointed-end actin filament capping; muscle contraction; myofibril assembly. Gene Ontology annotation, cellular component: striated muscle thin filament; myofibril. The coding region runs from base 218 to 1939 and encodes 573 amino acids.